CCUAAACCUUCAACUUCUCCCUCUUCCCGGCCUUCAUUUCUAUCGACUUCCAUUGACGGUUGAUCUCCUAUCUGGCUUCUUUCAAUAAGGGUCAUGAAUUUCAACAAUGUUAAAGUCCCCAACGUUCCAGGUGGUGGUGCUGCUGGUGCUUUAGUUAAGUUUGGAGUGUUUGCUGGUCUUGGAGUAUAUGGUAUUGCUAACAGUUUUUACAAUGUCGAUGGUGGACACCGUGCAAUUGUAUUCAACCGUUUAGUUGGUAUCAAAGAAAAGGUUUACCCUGAAGGAACUCAUUUCAUGAUCCCAUGGUUUGAGAGGCCAGUCAUUUAUGAUGUUCGAGCUCGCCCUCAUUUGGUGGAGAGCACAUCUGGAAGUCGUGAUCUCCAAAUGGUAAAAAUUGGUCUUCGAGUUCUGACCCGUCCUGUGGCAGAUGAAUUGCCUACUAUUUACCGUACACUUGGUGAGAACUUCAACGAGAGAGUUCUUCCAUCCAUUAUCCAUGAAACCUUGAAAACUGUUGUUGCCCAAUACAACGCCAGUCAACUCAUCACUCAAAGAGAGGCUGUUAGUAGGGAAAUAAGGAAGAUAUUAACAGAGAGAGCUGCAUUUUUCAAUGUUGCUCUGGAUGAUGUCUCCAUUACCAACCUGACAUUUGGUAAGGAGUUCACUGCUGCUAUAGAAGCCAAGCAGGUUGCUGCACAAGAAGCUGAAAGGGCUAAAUUUGUUGUUGAUAAGGCUGAACAAGACAAAAGAAGUGCUGUAAUUCGUGCUCAGGGUGAGGCCCAAAGUGCACAGCUGAUUGGUCAAGCCAUUGCCAACAAUCCAGCAUUUAUCACGCUAAGGAAAAUCGAAGCUGCUAGAGACAUAGCAGGCACGUUAUCUAAUGCUUCAAAUAAGGUAUUCCUGAAUUCGGGUGAUCUGUUGCUGAACCUACAGGAUAUGAAUCUGUCAACCGUGAAGAAAUAAUAAAAGAGAAAAAAAAUGAAUUAAACCAUCGUCUGGAUGAAUUUUCUUUCCCUAACCGAAAUAUUUUCCAAUCUUUUAGUUACAUGCUACGAGUUGCACAAUGCUGUCAAUCUUGAGAUAGACUAAUCCUCAAUUUUGAAAUUGUUAUAUUGCACUGAUUAACCCUUUUCAGCAAGUUACUUCCUUUACUCAUCUAUUGUAGUUGUGUGUUACAU
Molecule: messenger RNA, 1178 nt
Organism: Impatiens glandulifera
Lineage: Eukaryota; Viridiplantae; Streptophyta; Magnoliopsida; Ericales; Balsaminaceae
Product: prohibitin-1, mitochondrial-like
Exons: 6
Coding region: 94-963 (289 amino acids)
Biological process (GO): mitochondrion organization
Cellular component (GO): mitochondrion; membrane
Source: RefSeq, a predicted model, not a curated record